Sphaerodactylus townsendi is the source of this 2643-nucleotide messenger RNA. It is a transcript of the gene PLVAP, whose product is annotated as plasmalemma vesicle associated protein. The coding region runs from base 144 to 1556 and encodes 470 amino acids. Gene Ontology annotation, cellular component: caveola. The transcript is spliced from 6 exons. Gene Ontology annotation, biological process: positive regulation of cellular extravasation; regulation of vascular permeability. The record is from RefSeq and is a predicted model, not a curated record. Lineage: Eukaryota; Metazoa; Chordata; Lepidosauria; Squamata; Sphaerodactylidae.
UGGCAGUUCCGGCAGGGCAGGAAGGAGCCGGGAGAGAGGAAAUAUUCAUCAGCGCAAUCUAAACAGUGGCGAGAGUCUCGCCCCGCCCUGCCAAGGCUAAGGCCGAGCUGCGAAGGGGGUCUGGGCAGUCGGCAGAAGCGGCCAUGGAGAAGAACCCGUACACCUUGGCCAAGCUUGGCCUGGACAACAAUGCCAUGCUGCGGCCGCAACGGGACUGCGGCUUCUACGCCAAGUACAUCUUUCUCUUCCUCUCCCUCAUCCAGUUCCUGAUUAUUUUGGGUCUGGUCCUCUUCAUGGUGUACGGCAACAACUGCUCCACCACCGAGGACCACGUGCGGUGGACGUCUGCCUGGCUGCAAGAGUGCCGCGUGCAGACGGGGGCCCUCGCCAAGGAGAAAGCCAACAUCACGAAAAUGCUGAACGCCAGCCGCGCGGAGAGCCGCCAGCUCGCGGGCCAGCUGACCCGGCUGAAUGGCACCCUGAGGGCUUGCAAUUCCCAGAAGCUGGUGCUCCAAGAACAAGUCCAGCGGGCUGCGCUCACCAUCCAGAGUCUCCAGGAGUGCUACCGGACUGUGAGCUAUUUGAAUGCUACCUAUCCAGGGAAAGUGAGCACUCUCGAAGCGCAACUGACCGUGCAGACUUUGCACUCGGAGCUGGAAAAGGAAAACUUGACCAAAGAGAACCAGCGCCUGCAGGCCCUACUCAAGAGGGCCGAGAAGGAGGAGGCAGACUGCCAGCUGGAGUUGCUGCAGAUCAGGACGCAGGUGCAGAAGACCGGGGAGCUGGAGGCCCAGGUGAUGAGCGAGAUACAGGCCGCCAGCCAGAACCUCAAAUCCACGGUGGAGAGGGUUCUGCCCAGCCAGUACAUCUGGAGCUGCAGCACGGAGGAGAUCCAAACCCUGCAGACGAAAUGCAACAGCCUGUCCAAGUACCUGGAAGGCACCGUGACCACCUUGCUCCAGAAACUGGAAGGCAAGGUCAACGACGUGGCCAAGGAGAACGGCGGGCUGCAGAAAGAGAAGGCGGCCUGCUCCCAAGACCGGCAGGCGCUGAGCAGCAAACUGACGGCACAAGAGCAGCAGGCGACGCAGGACAGAGACGCCCUCCAGCUGGCCUGCAGCAAAGAGAAGGCCGUCAUCUUGGUCGACCAGCAGAAAACCUUAAACGAAAGGGAAGCCUUGCGGCGAGAACUGGACGGGAUCAAACAGAAAUGCUGGGUUCCCCCUCAAGGCAUGGGCGUGCCUGGGGCGUCAGGUGGUGCAAAUCCCUUUCCCGGCAUCCCAGGGAAUUUCAAUCCAAUGGGAGCAUCUAGCAGUUUCAACCAACCUUGGCCAAGGACUGGAGGACUGAAUGCCCCACCUAGCGCUUUUGGGAACCUGGGGCCCCAAGGGAACCCACCUGCUCCACGGAAUUUCGCACCACUGGGGAAUAUCAGCCCACACAGAACUUCCGGCCACACCGGCCACGCCAAGCCGGAAGAGGGCAAGAAGCCUGCGAGGGCCGUCAUUCCUCCCUACCAGUUCCCGCCGAAGCCUGCUGGACAGCCCAGCAGUUAAUGGGGUCAGCAGAGAAUGCCAACUGGAAACGGCUCCUGGCCUGGUGAAUUGUGAAGCAAUGUUGCGAGAGCCUGUAAGAGUCCUUGACGGGAAAAUCUCCAUGCUGGACAUGCACUUCAGGCAGGCAAGAGAGAAGACGAGGCCUGCAGAGCUCUCUGGAAUGGCCACGCCAAGUUGGCAUCUCUUGGCCUUGCGUACCUUGGAUCUCUCAUCUCUAGCACAAUUCCUGUACAUAAGUAUUACUUAAGGCAUCAUUGCUCUGCUUUGAUAGCCCCUCCCCUCUUGAAGAGCCUCCCCAUCACCAGCAGACGCAAUAUGUGCUGCCUGACUCCACCGGGGCACUGAUAGUCCUGCAGACCGACCUACCCGGCAGGGUUGUUGGGAGCUAAAAUUGAGACGUCUCCCACAUCAAAAGCCCCGGACUCUGUGGAGAAAAGAUGCAAUAAAGCAUGGAGACCAUAUAUAUUCCAAGUCCUGCAGCUGCGACGCACUCAGGAAAGAAACGAUGCGGAGACCUUGGACGUGAUGUUUUCAAAAUUUGAAAGAGGAAUCCAGUUAGAAGCUGGCUUCGCCAAGAUAGGAAUUCCUGCUGCCAUAUGUUUAAGACACAGUGUUAUAUUUAAUGUACUGUAUAUGCAUGAUGUACACUUUUAGGUAUAGGUUUAUGUAACAGCAGGUUAUUAAGCCAUUUAAUUGCUUUCCCUCCUGUCUGCUGAUGGAUAGGAUAGCAAAACGUCCCCAAUUCUCAGAGGCUUUGGAACAAACGAAAAGGGAGUUCUCUGUCACCGUUUAGGGUGCAGAAGGCCCCAGAUUGUUAGGAAAGGACUUCCUCUGUCUGGCAGACCCUGCUGCCAGUCAGAGAAGACAAGAGGGACCCAGGGACAGAUUCCAUCUUAGAGGUGCCCUGCUCCACUCUUGGAGUUCAGGAGGCAUCUGAGCGGCUCCUUUUCUGAUCUGGAAUUCUUGCCGAAAAAAUAGCACCGCUGUUUUGCAGAGCCUUGUUAUCUUUGAAUUAACAGAUGUGGAGGGGUACGCCAUCGAACCUCAGGCCUGAAUCCAUGACCAAUAAAUGCUCUAUGAAAACAUG